UGUUUCAGCGUCAUAAUGAGGAAAUGAAAGUUAAAGAAUCUCACAGUUACUGGAGAGGAAAGAAAAGAAAGACAGGUGGCUUCUUCAAACCUUUUAAAAGACCUGCACAAGUCUUAUAUACACACAGACAUGUCUUCUGCCAGCAGUCUCCUCUCUGAAGAUCAGUUUCUGUGCUCCAUCUGUCUGGAUGUGUUCACUCAUCCAGUCACCAUACCAUGUGGACAUAACUUCUGCAAGAACUGCAUCACAGAACACUGGAAUAUUAAUUCACAGAGUCAGUGUCCCGUGUGUAAAGAGCUUUUUGAAAGAAAACCUGAAUUGAGGGUCAACACAAUCAUAUGUGAGAUGGCUGCUCAGUUCAGACAGUCAACUGUCAUAAAAAGCAGCAACUGCUCAGAACAACAACAAGCAAAGACAGAAGAAGUUCUUUGUGACGUCUGCACUGAAACCAAACUGAAGGCUGUUAAGUCCUGCCUGGUGUGUCUGACCUCCUACUGUGAAACUCACCUGGAGCUUCACCAGAAAAUCACAGUGAUGACCAGACAUAAGCUGAUUGAUCCUGUGAAGAACCUGGAAGACAGAAUGUGUAAAAAGCAUGAUCGACCUCUGGAUCUGUUCUGCAAGACUGAUCAGAUGUGUGUGUGUCUUUCCUGUGCUGAGACAGAUCACAAGCUUCAUCACAUUAUUCCUUUAAUAGAAGAAUGUGAGGUAAGAAAGGCUGAUCUGGGAAAGAAAGAAGUUGAAGUUCAGCAGAUGAUCCAGGAGAGACAACUGAAGAUUGAGCAGAUCAAACAGUCAGUGAAACUCAGCAAGGAAGAUGCAGACAGAGAGACAGCAGCCAGUGUGCAGGUCUUCAAUGAUCUGAUAAAGUCUGUUGAGAGAAGUCUGGCUGAACUUAUUGCGAUGAUUGAAGAGAAACAGAAAGCAACAGAGAAACAGGCUGAAGGCUUAAUCAAAGAACUGGAAGAAGAAAUCUCUGUGCUGAUGAAGAGAAGUGCUGAAGUGGAGCACCUCUCACACAAUGAAGACCACCUCCAGUUCCUUCAAAAGUUCUCAUUCCUGAACCCUGCUCCACCCACCAAAGACUGGACAGAGGUUACAGUUCAAUCGUUAUAUAAGGAAACUGUGAAGAGAGUUGUGGAUCAGCUGGAGGAGAUACUUAGUAAAGAGAUGAAGAACAUGUGUGCUGCUGUCAAGCUGAAGAAGAUCCAGCAGUAUGCAGUGGAUGUGACUCUUGAUCCUGAUACAGCACAUCCCAAUCUCAUCCUGUCUGAUGAUAGGAAACAAGUCAGUCAUGGUGAUGUAAAACAGAAUCUUCCAGACAACCCAGAAAGAUAUUCUCAUUCUUUGGCCGUCUUAGGAAAGCAAAGUUUCUCUUCAGGAAGAUUUUACUAUGAGGUUCAAGUUAAAGACAAGACUGAUUGGACUAUUGGAGUGGUUAGAGGGUCAAUUAACAAGAAGGGACACAUCAGCCUGUGCCCUGCAAAUGGCUACUGGACUAUAUGUCUGAGAAAUGGAUGUGACUAUAAAGCUUUUGAUGACACCCGUGUUCCUCUCUCUCUGAAGUUGAAGCCUCAGAAGGUAGGGGUGUUUGUGGAUUAUGAGGAGGGUCUGGUCUCUUUCUACAAAGUAGAUGCGGCAGCUCUUAUCUACUCCUUUACUGGCUGUAAAUUAAUGGAGGAACUCUGCCUGAUCUUUGGUCCUCGUACUAAUAAUGGUGGUAAAAACUCUGCACCCCUGAUCAUCUCUCCUGUCAAUCACACUGAUUAGAUGAGACAAGAAGAGUGUAUUUGUA
Scomber japonicus (chub mackerel) is the source of this 1795-nucleotide messenger RNA. RefSeq names its product E3 ubiquitin-protein ligase TRIM21-like. Gene Ontology annotation, molecular function: zinc ion binding; protein binding. The record is from RefSeq and is a predicted model, not a curated record. Bases 130 to 1770 code for a protein of 546 amino acids. The transcript has 2 exons. NCBI's taxonomy places the organism in Eukaryota, Metazoa, Chordata, Actinopteri, Scombriformes, Scombridae.